This is a messenger RNA of Penicillium chermesinum, 285 nucleotides long. RefSeq names its product L51/S25/CI-B8 domain-containing protein. The record is from RefSeq and is a predicted model, not a curated record. NCBI's taxonomy places the organism in Eukaryota, Fungi, Ascomycota, Eurotiomycetes, Eurotiales, Aspergillaceae. The coding region runs from base 1 to 285 and encodes 94 amino acids. The transcript is spliced from 4 exons.
AUGUCGGGCAAAUACGUCUUCACCAAGGGCUUGAAGGAGCUCCGCUUCUUGUUCUGCCAGACCUCCGAACAGAGCGCCGCCACCAGAACCUUCAUCAACCGUGCCUACCCUACCAUGAAGAAGCAUAACCCACACACUCCCAUCUUGAUCCGUGAGGCCGCCGGCACUGCGCCACGAGUCUUCGCCCGAUACGAUUUUGGCAAGGAGACCCAGGAAGCGCUUUCUGGUCUCACCGACGCUCAGAUCGAAGACCGCGUCACGAACUUGGUGAAGCAGGCUUCAUAA